AUGGCUGACAUUUGGUUAAGCAGAAGCGAAAGAACUGUUCCGCGUGUGGAUGGCCAACUAGCUAUGACAAGGGCAUUUGGGGAUGGAAAACUGAAGGAUCACAUAACUUCAGAACCAGAUAUAAAAGUUAAGAAGAUCAACGAUGAAACAGAUUUCAUCAUUUUGGCAAGUGAUGGCUUGUGGAAGGUGAUGUCAAACCAAGAGGCUUACGAUUGCAUUGGAGAAUUAGAUGAUGCUCAAGAAGCUGCUGAGGAGUUGAUUGAAGAAGCAUUAUCUAGGGAAAGCUAUGAUGAUGUCUCCUGCAUAGUUGUUGUCUUUCACUAG
Molecule: messenger RNA, 324 nt
Organism: Prunus mume (Japanese apricot)
Lineage: Eukaryota; Viridiplantae; Streptophyta; Magnoliopsida; Rosales; Rosaceae
Source: RefSeq, a predicted model, not a curated record